This is a messenger RNA of Drosophila innubila, 1619 nucleotides long. RefSeq names its product galanin receptor type 1. Gene Ontology annotation, cellular component: membrane. NCBI's taxonomy places the organism in Eukaryota, Metazoa, Arthropoda, Insecta, Diptera, Drosophilidae. Gene Ontology annotation, molecular function: G protein-coupled receptor activity. Gene Ontology annotation, biological process: G protein-coupled receptor signaling pathway. The record is from RefSeq and is a predicted model, not a curated record. The coding region runs from base 335 to 1522 and encodes 395 amino acids. The transcript is spliced from 3 exons.
ACAAAGUAGAUAAUCUAAUAAUUACCCUAAAUUCAGGAAAGAUAAAUGUAUUCUUCUUAGAGUCGCAUAGAUAGGAAUUCCGUUUGUUAGAGAAUCGCAAAGAGAGGCGGCAAACAUUUUAGUCUGUUUAAUAGGAUAGAUAAACAACGCCCACGUCGAGAAAGCGUCAAGUUCAUAAGCUUUUAGUGUGCAUUAUCAGUGACAAGUGUUAAUAGCCUUAUCUAUCAGUUAAGUGAAUUACACAGGAUCAAUAAGUGGUCAUGUUAAUUUGCAUGUUACUCAGAAGCAGCUGCCAGUCAGUUGGCCUUUAAACUGCAAACGGUUAACAUCUAAAAUGGCUGACAAUACAACAAAUUAUAGCAGCAUUCAGUUUGACUUUAGUCAAUGGGAUUUUCCCGCAGAGCGCAUUUGGUUGCACAAAUCAAUAGUGAAUAUAUCCUGGAAGAUCUGUACAUUUGUGCCAUUGAUCGCAUUCGGUUUAUAUGGUAACUUUAUACUGAUCUAUCUGAUAGUCACGACUCGAUCACUGCGAUCACCAACCAAUAUGAUUAUUGCUAACAUGGCUUUAGCUGACUUUUUUACGCUUCUCAUCUGUCCAACAAUGUUCAUGAUCAACGACUUUUAUCAGAACUAUCAGUUGGGUGGUGUCGGUUGCAAGCUGGAAGGUUUCCUCGUGGUUGUAUUUUUGAUCACCGCCGUGUUGAACCUCUCAGCGGUUAGUUAUGAUCGUCUGACAGCCAUAGUGCUGCCACAGGAGUCGCGUCUGACGUUGCGAGGGGCACAAAUAGUGAUCGGUUGCACUUGGCUGGCGGGUGUGAUUCUUGCACUCCCCUUGGCCAUCUAUCGGGUGUACAAGGUGCGCAUUUGGCGUAAUUUCACAGAGCGUUAUUGCAAGGAGAAUACAAAUGUGUUGCCCAAAUAUUGGUAUGUACUGAUCACAGUAUUGGUAUGGCUGCCACUUGGCAUUAUGCUCAUCUGCUAUACGGCCAUCUUCAUCAAGCUGGAUCGCUAUGAGAAACGUGUUUUAAGUCGCGAGCAUCCGUUAAGUGUCAGCUACAAACGCAGUGUGGCCAAAACACUUUUCAUUGUGGUUAUUGUUUUUGUGGUGCUGCGUUUGCCCUUCACCAUUCUGGUGGUGCUGCGUGCCAAGUAUUACGCCACCGACACCACCGUUGACAGUGGCAUGAAACUCUUUUGGUACAUCUCGCAGUAUCUCAUGUUUGUCAAUGCCGCCGUCAAUCCCAUUAUCUAUGGCUACAACAACGAGAACUUCCGACGUGCCUACCACCAAAUAUCGUGGAUUAAUCGAACCAAAACCAAGCGAAUCCAUCGUUGUUUCUAUUGUGAUUUCAUAAAACGCAAAAACACCAACAACGCAACUAGAAAUGCAGUGCAGGAACUGGAAAAUGAGAUAUCACAGUCCACAGCAAAGGAAACUAAAAAACUGGAGGAAACUUCACAGCUAUAUGGAAAUCCAAAUGAUUCGUUGGUGCCACAAGUAGAUGGAGAGGGUUUCAUUUAAACUCUGUCCAGUAAUCAUAUCAAAAUCUUCAAAAACUAGCAGCACAUCAAAGUUAAGUUUAACACAAUGAAGAUUGAAUAUACUUGCGGUCACUACA